AACAGCUGUUUUUUUUGAUUUGAUAACACUAGCAUUUCGAUUCCACCUGGUUUUUCGGCUUUUUCCAAAUUGAUCACUGAAAACCCGCCAGGAGAUGCAGUUCCUCCGUGUGGGUGGUCGUAUAACGGCACUGCGUCAAAGAUUCGCCGACAAGAUUCAAAUGCCGGAGCGUUUCAAAGGCACGUUCGUGGAGAAGUGGGUGCAGUACUGGAACGGCCUGGUCAGGGAUUACUCGGAAGUGGCGGUUGGCGUUGUACGGGAAUCCUACACGAAGCCCAAAAAGGCGCUUCUCUAUGGCACGGGCAUGCUGUUCGUGUACCAAGCCGGUCUCAAGAAUCCUGGCGAGGAGGCCUUUAUGACUCUACUGAGGGGCGCCACAAAUCGAAUGAUCACAGUGCCCGCGGAACUGCAGAAUCCCGUGUCCGCCGAUUAUCUGCUGACCUUGGAGAGGGCGAUCAAUCAGAAGAAACUGCGUCUCCUUUCCCUGGGCAUCUGCACUAUCCUUUGGGUCGAUCUGUACGACGAGGACGACUGCACUUAUCCGGCCAUCUGCGAGUAUACUAACGUGGGCGUCUUCAACUUCCAUGAACGGAUCAUCGACGUGGGAUUUUGGAAUCAAUAUUGGCGACUCAAAUGGAAGAUGCACAACUACGAUGUGAACUACCUGUGAUCCCACACCGUUAAGCUUUCGUUAUCCUUAAUACCAUGUUUGCUGUUUAAGUCAAUCGAGGGAAUACCAAUAUAUGUAUGUUUUUAGUACUGGUA
Messenger RNA from Drosophila yakuba, 765 nucleotides. RefSeq names its product mitochondrial import inner membrane translocase subunit Tim29. The record is from RefSeq and is a predicted model, not a curated record. Gene Ontology annotation, biological process: protein insertion into mitochondrial inner membrane. The transcript has a single exon. Bases 95 to 670 code for a protein of 191 amino acids. Lineage: Eukaryota; Metazoa; Arthropoda; Insecta; Diptera; Drosophilidae. Gene Ontology annotation, cellular component: TIM22 mitochondrial import inner membrane insertion complex.